Messenger RNA from Blepharisma stoltei, 936 nucleotides. The record is from the annotation of a GenBank genome assembly. Lineage: Eukaryota; Ciliophora; Heterotrichea; Heterotrichida; Blepharismidae.
AUGGAGCCUGCCAAGCCAAGAUAUCGAUAUUUUAAACAAAUUACACCUGACAAAAUCAUGCGUCAAUUGUCUAAAUUAGAGCCUAUCGGUGCUGCACAAAGAAGAAUAUUUGCUUCUAGCAGAGAUUACGAUAAGGCACAAAAUGAGAUCUUAGAAACCCAAAGGAUGUAUAAUGACCAAAGGGAAAAAAUACUUUCUAAAUUAAACGCAAAAUUCACCCUUCCUUCUUUAACUCCAGACCAUAAAAACCAAAAUAAAAAUGAAUUCAAGAAACGAAAACUUGAUAAAAGCUUCACAGGGGUUGAAACGAAGCCAGAUAUUUGUGUCACAAGUCCACUAGGUGAGCAAAAACUAUUUAGUUUCUCUGAGUCUCCACAAGAGUUCAGUACAAAUGGGGAAUUAGAAAGGCCACCAAUAACUAUACAGCAUAUUAAUAGGAUAAAACGGUUUGGAAGGGAAAAUCAUACUUUUCUCUCAAAAACCCCCACAAAACGUUCAGUCUCUCCAAUAGAAAUCGCGCCUUUAUCACCCAAAUUGAAACCUAUAGACGAAGUGAUAUCUGGAUGCGAUAGCUUGGUAAAUGAGAAAAAAUCUACAGAAAGGAUGCUUCCUAUGAUAAAAGAUUUUUAUAAUAAGCCUUUGAUGAAGCUUAAACAUAUAGUUGAUGCUAUUGACAGCUGCAAAGGAGAUCCUAGCGAAGAAAAGUAAGAUUAAUAUAGUGUAAAAGAAUAUAGAAGCUUCCAGAGAAAAGUAAAAAAUGCCAACAACCGAAUCAUUUACGAUAACGAAUUCUGGGAAAAAGUCAACCAAGAAAACACAAAACUCCAAGCCAACAUCCUCAAAAACAAAAGAAAAUUUUGGAAGCAAACCUCAGAAGUGUUGCCAAAAGAACUAGACAACCCAAUUUUAGAUUGGCUUUAUGAUAGAUACAUUUAG